This is a messenger RNA of Symbiodinium sp. CCMP2456, 1278 nucleotides long. The record is from the annotation of a GenBank genome assembly. NCBI's taxonomy places the organism in Eukaryota, Dinophyceae, Suessiales, Symbiodiniaceae.
AUGGCCGCCAUGGCAGCCAUGAUGGUCAUAUGGCACCUUUUGCUGAUGAUCGCGUUUGGCUUUGCCCACGAUGAUACAUGCGCCAUGCAGCUCGGCCGAGUCAACAAGACGUUCACGGCCAAAGAGAAAGACUUGCAAGACUUCGCUGGCCAACUGGAGUUUGAAGUGGACGCGACCCUCGCGGGCCAGUACUGCAUGGAUGAAGGGAGUUUGGCCACAGUCGAGAAAGCGAGCCUGGCCGAGUGCAAGUCCGUGUGCAGCGUACUUUCAGGGUGUCGUUACCUCGCGUACGUCGAUCUCGACAAACCCGCCUACAGGCUUGCCGGCAUGAUGUCUGAGAAAAGGCCGCGCCGUUUCCGCCAGAGGGUCAGGGCCAAGUAUUGUUCAGUGCAGUGCCGCUUCUUUUCCAGCUGCGCAGUCCCAGUGCAUUCCAACUGUGUGGUUGGCCCGACGAUGUAUGUCGUCAUAGGGGCACGUUCCACGUCGAUAACUGCCACCACCACCACCACCAUCAUGACCACCAGCACCACCAGCGCCACCAGCAGCACGAGCACCACGAGCACCACCAGCACCAGCAGCACCAGCAGCACCACAGCAAUCACCACCACAACAACCACCACCCCCACGACCGCGACCACCACCCCCACCAUGACCACCGCCACAACCACCACAACACUUCCUGCGGCAAGCCUCCACGAUGACUACAUGGCGAGCACGUUUGCCUCAGGUGACCUGGCGGACUAUAACUCACCAGGCGGCCUGGGAAGGUGGACUUUCGCAACGUCGAACAGCCACAUUCCAGGGACAGGGACAGAGACGAUGCUGCAGUAUACAACACAGGCAAACGGUGUGCGAGCACCGAAUUGUUUCAUCACCCCGAACGCUUUGAGCCCGUUAGACAUGCCAGGCAUUGGCACAAGCACCGGUGUGCUCAUUACUCCAGAGAGCACUGAAGGGAAAGCGGACGACAACUCUCUUGCUAUGCACCCUGGCUACCACCCUGACGAGCAAUACCUCAAGGUGAAGUUCACAGCAGCGCACGCAGUGAAUGUGGCCGGCUAUGUGAAGGAACUCGGUGCGCAUUGCGGAGGUAUCGACGUGUGGAUGUUCAGUGGCUCGACGCUAAUCACCGAUGCGAGCGCCCUCAACGAUGACACCCCCUUCACGUUUCCAGCCACCACCGUUGCAGCUGGCUCCACGCUCACAAUUUCCGUGGGGUCGAACGGAAUUUUCAAUUGCGAUCACUCCUCCCUCUCUCUCACCAUGACAUCAGGUUAA